This is a messenger RNA of Corylus avellana, 847 nucleotides long. Its product is annotated as endoribonuclease L-PSP family protein. Gene Ontology annotation, molecular function: deaminase activity. The record is from RefSeq and is a predicted model, not a curated record. NCBI's taxonomy places the organism in Eukaryota, Viridiplantae, Streptophyta, Magnoliopsida, Fagales, Betulaceae. Gene Ontology annotation, cellular component: mitochondrion; cytosol.
UAUUUGGUCAAGGAGACGGAACUAAAGAAGCGUUAGUUUGAGAGAUGGCUUGGUGUGCAGCUAGGUCGAUUCACGUGCCGACGAUCGAUGUGGGCGCGCUGCGCAAACGGGCUCCGGUGGCCGCCGGCGUGGGAUUUGCCUCCGUGGCAGGCACCACCUUAUGGCGUUCCUCCUUCCCCACUUUUUCUUCUUCCAAGCGCUCUACGCCCUUCGCUUGCUUGGGCAUUUCCACUGAUUCUCGUAUAAAGGAACCUGUUCAAACAGAAAAGGCUCCUGCAGCACUGGGACCAUAUUCUCAGGCCAUCAAAGCUAACAACUUUCUCUUCGUGUCUGGUGUUCUUGGGCUUGUUCCAGAGACUGGGAAGUUCAUCUCGGAUUCUGUGGAAGAUCAAACAGAGCAGGUUCUCAAAAAUAUGGGAGAAAUACUGAAAGCUGGUGGUGCAAGUUAUGCUGCAGUAGUUAAGACAACAAUUAUGUUAGCCGACUUGAAAGACUUCAAGAAAGUGAAUGAGAUUUAUGCUAAAUAUUUUUCUUCGCCUUCCCCUGCUCGUGCAACCUAUCAGGUAGCAGCAUUACCUUUGGAUGCGAAGAUCGAAAUUGAGUGCAUUGCUGCAUUAUAAACUCCUUUGAUGCAUGGAAACACUUCUUCAGACAACUUGGAUUAAUAAAUGUGGGAGGGGUAUCUGUGUCUCCAAAACAUGGAGUUUUGUGACUUUGUUUGUUAUCAUAAGAACACGAUCUUGGCUUAACUUGUAAACUAUUUGGGGAGCAUCAACCAACAAGAGGACAUCUAGAUGCACUGUCCUUGUUUGAUGGAAUUAAAUGGAGAAAGCAUUCGGUUCACUUA